AUCCGCUAGAUAUCCCAACAAACAAAUACUGAACGUCGAAGUGAAACUUACUCAGAGCUUUCUAUACAGAAUUUUUUUCACAACAAACAACAACAAAUAAAAGAAGUUCGAGAUGGAGUCUAUCGCCAAAGUUUUGUGUUUUUGUGCCUUUUUUGGACUGUUAUCCGGAUCCGCUAUACCUAUGUGGGAGUAUCUGAGCAAACAAGAAAAGAUGUCCUAUCUAUACUCUAUGUUUGCGAAUCAAGUCGAGGAUUUCUGCGAAUCAUCGAAUAUGAAAAAUUGCAAUCACGAGCUUCUCAAAUAUGGUCUUGAUAAACUCAAGGAUAUGUCAGAGGACCAUCUUGAUACCAUGGACCCAUAUCAACGUGGAGCCAGUAACAUAAUCUGGGACUCUAUGAUGGAAGGUCACGAGAUGGCUAGCACCACUCCGAAACCUCAAAAAUCAGCCACAACCACCGCCAAACCGAACAGUUACGAUGACCAUUCCUUCGACGAAGAAUUCGGAAAUCAAGGUGAAGGAUCUGCCAGGAUUGACACCAUAUAUCGUGUACCCCCUCCAAAGGGCUUCGUGUUCAAGGUAUCAACUGGAAAACCGAUCUACACCUACCCCCAUAACUACCAAUACAUCACGAGGGUCAACAAGGGAAACGUUGCCAAUCAAUACACCACCACAACUAGAAGAACCUCCGGUAUAUAUGAGGACUCUCCCUUAACUGGACCUAUGGAGGUCAGGGUGUAUUUAGAUGGAACCCCUGUUCGUGAUUCCCAGAAACAACAACUGCCACAAGACGAAGACUUGAGGCAGUACCAAUUGUCCAAAGUCAAAAUACCGAAUCUGUAAGGACGGACCAAGGGUACUGACCUCAUCAACUUGAUAAACAGAUGAUGGUCUCUGUUGACAUUUCGACGACGUUUGUGAUAUUCCUUGUUGUAUAUAUUUAUUUUAUUUGUGUGCCAGUUGCUGCGUGAGAGAGUAUGUGAUCCUAAUUUAUAUCAAAAGAUAUUAUUUAUAUUUAUGUAAUUUAAUUUAUGGAGAAUCACAUUCAUGGUGGUUUUUAAUACUACAUCCAGUUAUUAUGGAUGGUUCCUGAGCUAUAUGAAGAUAGUGACAAUAAAUGUUUUCUUCUUAA
Messenger RNA from Coccinella septempunctata (seven-spotted ladybird), 1130 nucleotides. RefSeq names its product rhythmically expressed gene 5 protein (gene Reg-5). The transcript is spliced from 3 exons. The record is from RefSeq and is a predicted model, not a curated record. NCBI's taxonomy places the organism in Eukaryota, Metazoa, Arthropoda, Insecta, Coleoptera, Coccinellidae. The coding region runs from base 113 to 841 and encodes 242 amino acids.